Phodopus roborovskii (desert hamster) is the source of this 2158-nucleotide messenger RNA. RefSeq names its product cleavage stimulation factor subunit 2 tau variant (gene Cstf2t). Gene Ontology annotation, cellular component: mRNA cleavage and polyadenylation specificity factor complex. The transcript has a single exon. Gene Ontology annotation, biological process: mRNA 3'-end processing. The coding region runs from base 92 to 2014 and encodes 640 amino acids. Lineage: Eukaryota; Metazoa; Chordata; Mammalia; Rodentia; Cricetidae. Gene Ontology annotation, molecular function: mRNA binding. The record is from RefSeq and is a predicted model, not a curated record.
GACACCUGCUUCCGCUACACAGAGGAAGUGUGGUUCGCCAGAGGACGGCUCCGGGACGAAUUUGCUGCCCGCUGCAUGCUCGGCCGGAAUCAUGUCGAGCCUGGCGGUGAGAGACCCAGCCAUGGAUCGUUCGCUGCGUUCAGUGUUCGUGGGGAACAUUCCGUACGAGGCGACGGAGGAGCAGUUAAAGGACAUUUUCUCGGAGGUUGGUUCAGUUGUCAGUUUCCGUCUGGUUUACGACAGAGAGACGGGGAAGCCCAAGGGUUAUGGCUUCUGCGAGUACCAAGACCAGGAGACUGCGCUUAGUGCCAUGCGGAACCUCAAUGGGCGAGAAUUUAGUGGGAGAGCGCUUCGAGUGGACAACGCUGCCAGCGAAAAGAACAAGGAGGAGUUAAAGAGCUUAGGCCCGGCGGCGCCCAUCAUUGACUCCCCCUAUGGGGACCCGAUUGAUCCAGAAGAUGCUCCAGAGUCGAUUACUAGAGCAGUCGCCAGCCUGCCCCCAGAGCAGAUGUUUGAGCUGAUGAAGCAGAUGAAGCUGUGCGUCCAAAACAGUCACCAGGAAGCCCGAAACAUGCUGCUUCAGAACCCACAACUGGCCUAUGCCCUGCUGCAGGCCCAAGUGGUGAUGAGAAUCAUGGAUCCAGAGAUUGCCCUGAAAAUUUUGCAUCGUAAGAUACACGUCACACCGCUGAUCCCAGGCAAAUCUCAGCCUGUCUCUGGACCUGGACCUGGUGGCCCCGGCCCCGGCUCUGGCCCUGGCCCUGCCACUGCCCCUGGGCUCUGCCCUGGACCCAAUGUUAUGCUGAACCAACAGAAUCCUCCAGCCCCUCAGCCUCAGCAUCUGCAAAGAAGACCUGUGAAGGACAUUCCUCCUCUGAUGCAGACUUCUAUACAGGGGGGAAUUCCAGCUCCGGGGCCAAUACCAGCCGCAGUUCCUGGACCUGGACCUGGUUCCUUAACUCCAGGAGGAGCAAUGCAGCCACAGGUGGGCAUGCCAGUGGUUGGUCCGGUGCCCUUAGAGCGAGGACAAAUGCAGAUGUCAGAUCCUAGACCUCCAAUGCCUCGUGGACCCAUGCCUUCUGGUGGCAUACCUCCUCGAGGACUGCUGGGAGAUGCUCCAAAUGACCCACGCGGAGGGACUUUGCUCUCAGUUACUGGAGAAGUAGAACCUAGAGGUUAUAUGGGUCCGCCCCACCAGGGUCCCGCCAUGCACCAUGGUCAUGACAGCCGUGGCCCUUCCUCGCAUGAUAUGAGAGGGGGACCCUUAACAGCCGAUCCCAGAAUGCUAAUUGGAGAGCCCAGAGGUCCCAUGAUUGAUCAAAGAGGUCUGCCAAUGGAUGGUAGAGGAGGAAGAGAGUCUCGAGGGAUGGAGGCUCGGCCCAUGGAAACUGAGGUCUUGGAGCCACGAGGAAUGGAUAGAAGAAUGGAGACCUGCGCAAUGGAAACCAGAGGAAUGGAAGCAAGAGGCAUGGAUGCAAGAGGACUAGAGAUGAGGGGCCCUGGCCCUAGUUCCAGAGGUCCGAUGACUGGUGGAAUCCAGGGUCCUGGCCCCAUGAAUAUGGGGGCAGGUGGCCCUCAGGGACCUAGACAGGUUCCAAACAUUGCAGGAGUGGGAAAUCCUGGAGGUGGUAUGCAGGGGUCAGGUAUGCAAGGAGCAGGGAUGCAGGGGGCAGGUAUGCAAGGAGCAGGGAUGCAAGGGGCAGGGAUGCAGGGGGCAGGGAUGCAGGGAGCAGGGAUGCAAGGGGCAGGGAUGCAGGGAGCUGCCAUGCAAGGAGGGAUGCAGGGAGCUGCCAUGCAAGGAGGGAUACAAGGAGCGAGUAAGCAAAGUGGGGGCCAGCCCAGCAGUUUUAGCCCUGGGCAAAGUCAGGUAACUCCACAAGAUCAAGAAAAAGCAGCUUUGAUCAUGCAGGUUCUUCAGCUGACUGCAGACCAGAUUGCCAUGCUGCCUCCAGAGCAAAGGCAGAGUAUCUUGAUUUUAAAGGAACAGAUCCAGAAAUCCACUGGUGCUUCUUGAAAGGCUUUUUAUUAGGAAGUACUUAGUUAUCCCUCCGCUGUUUAUUGUGUAGCAUGAAAGCCGUGCGAAGAGCUGUCUUCUGUGUUCCCAUACUUUAGUGGUUUAAGGAUUCCCUCUCCCUGGACCUUAGUCUUAUUUCUAGGC